This is a messenger RNA of Naegleria lovaniensis, 768 nucleotides long. RefSeq lists its product as uncharacterized. Gene Ontology annotation, cellular component: cytoplasm. Gene Ontology annotation, biological process: protein folding. Bases 1 to 768 code for a protein of 255 amino acids. The transcript has a single exon. The record is from RefSeq and is a predicted model, not a curated record. NCBI's taxonomy places the organism in Eukaryota, Heterolobosea, Eutetramitea, Acrasida, Naegleriidae.
AUGUCGAAAAUUAACGGUAUUGAAACAGAAUGGACAAUUCUGCAAAGACAACAUGGUAAUUUACCUGAACUUCCAGAGGAAAAGGAGGAAGAUAAAAUUGUUUACUAUAAGAGUGCCAAUGAGGAGUUUGAAAACCAACUUUCGGGAGCCUCACUCGAACAAUUGAAACAAAUUGAGCAAGAUAAAUAUUUAGAUCAAGACGAGGACGAACUCCUUCAACAAAUUAAAGCCAAACGAUUGCAAGAACUCAAGCAAAAACAAUUGGCAAACAAGUUUGGUGGUGUAAAGGACAUUUCUGCAACAGAAUACGUGAAGGAGGUUUGCGAAAAUGCAGGAAAGGAUGUCUAUGUGUUGGUUCAUUUGUAUGCACCAGCUAGAGAAGAAUGCAAGAUUUUAGAUGAUCGUUUGCAAACACUCUCUCAUAAAUUCCUUGAUAUCAAAUUUGUUCGUGUGAGAGGAAGUGCAGCCAUUCCAAACUUUCCCGAUAACAAUUGCCCAACUCUGUUGAUUUAUAGAAAUGGUCAUAAUUUGGGUCAAUUCGUUGGAUUGGGUAAGAUUGGUGGUCGAGAAAUGACAGCUGCUGACUUGGAGUGGAUUUUGGCACAAUUCGGAGUUCUUAAAACUGAAAUGAAAAAACCACCAUCUGCUCGUGUUGCUGGAGAUAGCGGAUUUAAAUUCACUGGUGACUUUUCGAGCACAGUUGGUGCAUCAUCAUCGAAUAGAAGAUCUGCAUUUGAUUUGGAUGACGAUGAUGAUGACGAUUAUUAA